Molecule: messenger RNA, 1633 nt
Organism: Ziziphus jujuba (common jujube)
Lineage: Eukaryota; Viridiplantae; Streptophyta; Magnoliopsida; Rosales; Rhamnaceae
Exons: 2
Coding region: 131-823 (230 amino acids)
Source: RefSeq, a predicted model, not a curated record
AAUAAGACUUCGGAGUGCUAGGGAUGGGACAGAAUAGAGAGCGAGAGAGAAAGCAAAGGUCUUGCUCUAAUCAAAGAAAGCCCCUCUCAUAUUCACUAAACCAAAAAGAAAAUUUGAGUUUCCUCUUUCAAUGGCAAAAAGAAAGUCACCUGCAGCUGCGCCUUCUCCUGCUAACAAGGCAGCAGCCACCGCUAAAAACCGUUUGAGGUUGCGGGAAGACUCCUCGUUGGCAGAGAAGAAACAGGUUCAUAUGAAGCAUCUCCGAGCGCCAUCAGUCAAGUACGACGCCCUGUUCUUGGAGGAGACAAUAGAGGGAAAGAAGCUCCGUUUAUAUAAAAAACGCCAGAGGAAGUUUGAAAGCAAGAAAACCAGAGAGUACAAAGAAAAUGCUGCUAAGCUUGCCGCUGUGAAAGAUAAAUAUGGAAAGAUCAAAAAGCAGAAGAAGAAGGUUAGAAAAGGUCUGGUUCUUCUUCUAAGAGCUUACAAAAUGAAAUUCAGGGAGACCGUGGAUAUGAAAGUAACAUCGGUGGAUAUGCUAAUGGUCCUCCGAAAGCUCAUAGAGUGGGUCAACUUCAAACCCAAAUGGACCAUCUCGGAAGUUCGGAGGCCCAAUGACGACCAGCCAGGCCCCAUACAAGUGAUGCAGCAGUUGCUCCAGCUUCCAAAUUGCAUUUCAACGUUAGAAGGUUGCACAACUGCAGCUCCGGCCUUCUCCACCAGGAUGUCCGCAUCGGCAUCGGCAUCAGCAUCGGCGUCGGCAGCAACAGAUGCUCCAGACUGGAACGCGUCGGCAAGCACUUCCAACACCUCUUCUAAGCCAUAGCAGGGAAAAAUAUGAUGUUAUGGGAAUGAAGAGGCAGGAGGUUAUGAUGGUCCAUUUAAUAGAUACGGGUUGGUUGUCUUUCUGUUUGUCUGUUUGUUUUAUUUUUAUUUUUUAUUUUGUUUUUCUAACCAACAAUGAAUUAUCACCCCAGAUCAUCAAGGAGAAAUGGAAAUUUUCAACAUAUUCCCUUGAAUUUUCAACAAUGCUUAAAUACGAUCUCCACUUUUUUUUAAAAAAACAAGAAAAAAAAGAAAAAAAAAAGAAAAUGGUUUGUUUUCCCAGUGCUUAGGAUGAUUGAUUAUAAAUUGUCUUCACAAAUGGAUGACCUUUUUCCACCAUUGUUGUGAAGCCUGAAAAAUCUUGGAAUUUGUCACAAAGCGGUCAUGUACCACUCUUGCUUCUCCCUGUUUCUACCAAAUAUUCUGGUGCUUAGGAUAUUUUGCCUUUUCUUUACAACCAGAUAAGAGGUAUAGAGAACAUGUACCUCCUCCCUCACACCCUACCCCCCAAACUUCCGUGAGGAGCAGAUUUAAGUCCAUAUUCUAAUGGGAGGAAAACACUAACGAGUCAGAAAAAAAUAAUAAUCGUUGAUAUUCACUUGAGAGAAUUGAAGAUUUUGUUUGUAGUGUGUAACCAUCGAAGCAAUUUCUGGCAUAUCCCAUUACAUUUCUAUCUUUUAAAGAUUAUAUAUCUUAGGCUGCAGGAGUAUUAAUUUCUUGAUGUGUUUUAAAAUCUUCAAUUCUAAGCGUAAAAGCAGCAAUUUUACAUGGAAUUUAUCAUAAGAGAAAGCCACUCAAGGGAUAGCUAUCA